Penicillium argentinense is the source of this 1470-nucleotide messenger RNA. Its product is annotated as putative homogentisate 1,2-dioxygenase. NCBI's taxonomy places the organism in Eukaryota, Fungi, Ascomycota, Eurotiomycetes, Eurotiales, Aspergillaceae. Gene Ontology annotation, molecular function: homogentisate 1,2-dioxygenase activity. Gene Ontology annotation, biological process: L-phenylalanine catabolic process. The transcript is spliced from 7 exons. The coding region runs from base 1 to 1470 and encodes 489 amino acids. The record is from RefSeq and is a predicted model, not a curated record. Gene Ontology annotation, cellular component: cytoplasm.
AUGGCAUCUUCAAGUUCUCUGACCGAUCCCAAGGAAUAUCAAAAGAUUUUCCAUUGGGCUGAAACCCAGAAGGACGGGACAAUUCCUUCAUUCAACACACGUCGCAAUGACCCUUAUGAAUAUCAAUCUGGCUUUGGAAACGCCUUUGUAUCCGAGGCAGUUCCAGGCACUAUUCCACAAGGCCAGAACAACCCUCGCAACGUCAGGUUCGGACUCUAUGCCGAGCAAUUGACUGCCACGGCCUUUGUUGCGCCCCGACAUGCAAACAAGAAGGCGUGGCUUUAUCGGGCACGCCCUGCAGUGGCUCACCAGGGAUUUACCGAGCUCCCAGAUAACGCAGAAACAGAGUCCAACUUCCUACCGAUGAACCCCCGCAUCCACGUUUCUCCUACUCAGCUGGCAUGGCAUCCUUUCGAUAUCCCUACUAGCGGCGAGAUCGACUUUGUCUCCGGUCUGAAGACUAUUGCCGGCUCGGGCGAGCCUACUCUUCGUGAAGGUCUAGCCACACACGUCUAUGUCGCCAACACAAGCAUGAAAAAGAAGGCUUUUGUCAACUCCGACGGCGAGUUCCUGAUUGUUCCUCAGCAGGGCGCCCUUGAUAUCCAGACCGAGUUUGGUCCUCUUUUUGUCCAACCCGGAGAGCUUGUGGUUAUCCAGCGCGGUCUCCGAUUCCGUGUGGAGGUGCCAGAUGGUCCCUCGCGUGGCUAUAUCCUCGAGGUCUGGGGCUCCUGUUUCGAGCUUCCCGAGCUGGGUCCCUUGGGUGCCAAUGGCUUGGCCAAUGCGCGAGACUUUUUGAGUCCUACCGCGUGGUAUGAGAUUGCACAAGAGCCAUGGAAAAUUGUGUACAAACUGGGUGGGAAGUUCUUCAAGAGUACCCAGAAUCACAGUCCGUUUGACGUCGUGGCGUGGCAUGGAAACUAUGUCCCCUAUAAGUAUGACUUGACCAAGUUUGUCAAUGUUGGUUCCAUCUCUGUGGACCAUAUUGAUCCUUCCAUUUUCUGUGUGCUUACGGCAAAGUCGCGGGAUCUGACUGCGCCGCUGGCUGACUUUUUGAUUUUCUCUCCUCGAUGGGACGUUGCAUCUCAUACUUAUCGCCCCCCUUACUAUCACCGCAAUGUGGCCUCGGAAUUGAUGGGCUUGAUCUACGGCGAAUAUGGCGGCCGCUCGGAUGCCUUUAAGCCAGGCAGUGUUUCCUUCGAGUGCGGCAUGGUCCCUCACGGUGUUGCAUACGAAGAGUUCAAGACAGCGAGCGAGAACCCUCCACCUGUCAUGAAGAUUUCUGAGGCAUCGGUCGCCUUCAUGUUUGAGUCCAGUCGCCCUUUCACCAUCACCGACUACGCGUGGAAUAGCGAGAAGAAGCAUGAGCAUGAGCCGAAGAUGUGGGAUAAUUUGGUCGAUAACUUCUCAAAGCAUGCGAAAGAAGUCGAGGAGAUUCUGGCUAAGAAGGCUAAGAAUCUUUCUGUAUCAUAA